Molecule: messenger RNA, 1002 nt
Organism: Telopea speciosissima
Lineage: Eukaryota; Viridiplantae; Streptophyta; Magnoliopsida; Proteales; Proteaceae
Exons: 1
Coding region: 1-1002 (333 amino acids)
Molecular function (GO): nucleic acid binding; RNA-DNA hybrid ribonuclease activity
Source: RefSeq, a predicted model, not a curated record
AUGUGGAGGUUAAUCUGGGCGAGUAAUACCCUCCCUAAAAUAAAGGCCUUUCUUUGGAGAGCUUGCGCUGGUGGUUUGGCUUUGACUACUGCUCUACACCAACGUCAGGUUCCAGUUGAUACUUGUUGUCGUAGAUGUGGUGCCCAUGAGGAGUCUAUUGAUCACAUCCUCCUCAAGUGUACGUUUGCGAGAGUUGUUUGGUUCGGUUGUAACCUUCACCCCCUCUUGUCUCUUGGUGACAACUUUCAUCUUUAUCAAUUCCUCCAGGCGUGGAUCUCCCUUGCAGACUGGGGCAAGUCUACUUUUAAGGAGGUAACAGCUCUUUGCUGCUUCGUGCUUUGGUAUCUUUGGACCUCGAGGAAUGAUCUGCUUUUUAGUGGUAAGGUUUGGACUGGUGAAGAGCUCAUCCAAGCUGCUAAGAGGGUGUGUGAUGAGUUUUUUAAGGCCACCAGUAUAGCCCAUCCCUCUCAAGCCCCUUCUCGAGUUCCUGGGCAAGUUUCUUGGCUUCCCCCUCUCCCUGGUUCCUUUAAACUCAAUUGUGAUGUUUCGUUGGAUCCAGGGACCAAGCGAAGUGGUGUUGGCUUUGUCAUCAGAGACCAUGUUAGUAGAUGCUGCAUUGCUGUCUCAAAUCCCACUCCCUUCAAUGAAAUUUUGGUUGGUGAGGCGAUGGCGAUUAGAGAAGGGCUUUUGGAAGCCAUCUCGGAAGGAACUCUCUCCAUCACCGUGGAAAGUGAUAAUCUGGGCAUUAUUUCUUCACUUUUGAAUCCUUCGAAGAUCCUGAAUUUUAUUGUUUUACCUAUUGUGGAGGACAUUAGACAUAUCUCCACCUACUUUGAUGCUUGUAACUUUGCUUAUAUUCCAAGGGCUGCUAACUCCCUAGCAGACUGCCUUGCCAGGAGGGCUCUAUCCGUUGCGGGAAGGAUGGUUUGGCCCAACUCCGAUCCCUUGUUUUCUGAAGCUGCGACUUUGGACUCAAGGAGUGUUUCCCGUUCUUUGCAAUAA